This is a messenger RNA of Alternaria alternata, 2208 nucleotides long. RefSeq names its product FAD-binding domain-containing protein. Lineage: Eukaryota; Fungi; Ascomycota; Dothideomycetes; Pleosporales; Pleosporaceae. The coding region runs from base 280 to 1890 and encodes 536 amino acids. Gene Ontology annotation, molecular function: FAD binding. The transcript has 3 exons. The record is from RefSeq and is a predicted model, not a curated record.
UGUCACUACCAUGCUAAACUUUUGCCACGGCUCGACUCGCGACAAGAGACUAGCUUAUACCCCACAAACUUUGGCCUUUGCUAACCACUAAGAAUGCGACCAAGUUGCCUUCUCCGUCCGCUAAGGUCUACACCUAUAGGCCCCGUCGGACGAGUAUGGACAGCACGCCCCUAGGGGCACAACCUACAUUAAUUGCAGUGGCUCCCUGCACCUCAGUCACUGGCCCACACACUCGGUACCAGCUUUCUCCAUCAUCCGGCAUAUUCCGUUGACGCGCAAAUGGGGAUCACGAAGCUUAUGUUCGCUGCUUCGAUAAGCGCCUUCGCGGCUGGUGUGCUUGGAAGCACAUUCGAGCCUGUCGACUUCAAUGUAACGGAAGCGCUACUCGCCAACGGUCUCGAUGUAACUGCUAUUCCUGGCCUGGCAGGUCUGGCGGAAAGAUCUUCGUCUGGGGCUUGCUCCACAGCUUGCGCAGCUCUUCGAUUUACGUUCGGCAACGGGACUGUGCUGUCAGAAGGAAGUGCAGCGUACGACAACUUCACCGGCGACUAUUGGGCAGCUCAGCAAGCCGCUGUAGACCCAUUUUGCGUGUUCAAGCCCAGCAAUGCCAAACAAGUCUCAACUGUUGUGCUCUUGUCUCGAUUUACGCAGUGUCCCUUCGCUGUGAAAGGAGGCGGACAUGCUGCAUUCGCAGGAGGAUCCAGCAUCGAGGGAGGCAUUACUAUCGCCCUGGAAAAGCUCAACGAGAGGAGCCUAUCGUCAGACAAGAAGAUCGCUUCCGUCGGUCCAGGUAACCGGUGGGCCGAUGUGUAUCCUUGGAUAGAGCAGUACGGACUUGAAGUCAUUGGCGGCCGAAUCUCUUCGGUUGGUGUUUCUGGAUUGACUCUUGGAGGAGGUAUCUCCCACUACGCGAAUGCUUACGGAUGGGCUUGCGACAACAUCGACUCAUUCGAGGUUGUGACAGCCUCGGGCAUCAUCGUGAAUGCGAGUGCCGCCAAAUACUCCGAUCUUUAUUGGGCUCUUCGUGGAGGUGGCAACAAUUUUGGCAUUGUCACCAAGUUCAACAUGAGGACCUUCGUCCAAGGUGAAAUGUGGGGCGGGCAACGUGCUCACACUGAGGAUCAAUGGGACAAAGUCUAUGCGGCCUACUACAACUAUGCCGUCAACGCAGAGAAGGAUUUGAAGCAAGCUCAGAUCGUGUCAUUCGCACUCCAGGCCGGCAUGAAAAUUGCGGCCGAAGAUCUUGAGUACUCCGACCCUACGCCAUGGCCUCCUGUAUUCGACGAAUGGAAAGCCAUUCCAGCCAUCAUCGACCAAACUGCUAUUGCAAACAUGUCGACUUUGGCCAACCAGCUUGGUGCGGGAGCUCCGGAUGGCGUCCAAGAGACAUAUUGGGACCGCACCUUCAAGGUAGACAAAGACAUCUUCAAGGCCUUCAUCGACAUCUUCUUCGAUAUGCUGCCCGCAAUCCAAGACGCUGCUGGAAUCCUACCUGUCCUGUCUUUUCAAGCAAUCACUGUCCCUGCAAUGCAACAUAUGCAACAGAAUGGCGGAAAUGCACUUGGACUUGAUCCCAAUGAUGGUCCCAUCUUCAUCUGUAACCUCGCCAUUCUCUGGACGGAUGUCGCGGACAACUCCCGUAUCAUGUCUUUCAGCAACAGCCUGUAUGAGCGACUUGUCGAGGAGGCGGCAAAGAAGGAUCUGAACUCCGACUUCAUUUACAUGAACUACGCAUCACCGUACCAAGAUGUAGUCGCUAGCUAUGGGGCUGCCAACAAGCAGGAGCUGAAGAGCAUCUCUGGCGUUUACGACCCUACUGGCGUCUUCCAAAAACUUCAGCCCGGCUACUUCAAGCUUGAGGGAGCACCGUACGGAGCGUUUCCAGCGUAAUUUAUAUAGUAGUAUGGUUCCGUGAAAUAUAAAAUUGAUCAUGGCGGACAACUAGCUAUCCUUUCACGUGCCUGUCUCGUGGGCCCUUUCCCGAUCGGUCGGACUGAAGUGCCCUUGCCAUAGGUUUCCGAGAGGAGCAUUCAAACAAACAACCCUUUUGGCAACAGGUACACCAUGAGGAUCAGUGUUUCCUUGUCUAGCACUGAUCGCAAGGAUCUCCCAGGUGUCGGUGAACGCUGACGUCCGAGGGAGCGUGCCAAGGCGCUAGUCCAAGCGUUUGCUGAGCUGCCUCCAGUACUUUCUUGUCCGCUUGCGACC